Pangasianodon hypophthalmus (striped catfish) is the source of this 4934-nucleotide messenger RNA. RefSeq names its product myoneurin-like. Gene Ontology annotation, cellular component: nucleus. Bases 43 to 1821 code for a protein of 592 amino acids. NCBI's taxonomy places the organism in Eukaryota, Metazoa, Chordata, Actinopteri, Siluriformes, Pangasiidae. Gene Ontology annotation, biological process: regulation of transcription by RNA polymerase II. The record is from RefSeq and is a predicted model, not a curated record. The transcript has 3 exons. Gene Ontology annotation, molecular function: RNA polymerase II cis-regulatory region sequence-specific DNA binding; protein binding; DNA-binding transcription factor activity, RNA polymerase II-specific.
GGGCUUCAGUGUGCGUCAGCUGUGUGUGUUUGUUCGUUUACAAUGGACGUAAGUAAUUACUUCACCCAAGUUUCAUGCAUUAUGUUGUGUUUUAUGGAAGACAUAAUGCUAACUAAUUUGGAUAAUACAGUGAGUAAUAAGAUAAAAACUGAACCCAUAACAAAACCUUCCCAUGGCUUUGCUUUACUGAAAGAGCUGGACUUGCAGCGGAGAACAGGAGCCUUCUGUGACUGCGUGAUACGUCUCCACGUGCACCCAGACAAGCUCUUCUUGGCCCAUAAAAGUGUCCUUGCUGCCUUCAGUCCAGUGUUCGCCACUCUCCUUCCUCAGCACGGUUCCUUCCUGGACUUUACUUCCCCUUUGCUCACCCCGGAAACCCUGGCUUUGCUUCUGGAGUACAUGUACACCGGCACGUUGCCCCCAAAGAGCCAUGAAGAACCAGUGCUGUAUGCAGCUUUCCACCUGCAGAUGGAGCAAUUGCAGCAUGCACUGACCCACAGGAGAAACGAGAAAGAGAUCACAGACACUGUUCAGGACCAAACCAACAGAAAGAGGGGGUUUACAGAGCAUGAAGCUCUAUCUGCUUCAUCAUAUUUUCCAUAUGGCUCAGACCAGCCACCACCAUCCACACCAAGCUACGAGGCUGUGCCAGUCAUACGCCACCUCAAGACGACGGGAAACAAUAAUCUUCCACUGCAAAACCACUGUCUUGAUAAAACCCUCGAUGUUGAGCAUGUCUCAGAGGCCAACAAACACCCUCAGAGCUCUCAAGAUAAUAAUUUAUUGCUUGAUUCAUUUUUUGAGUCAUCACAGUCAAAACAUGACAAGACAGAGAAUUCAGUUAAUGACAUCUCAGAUGUUGUUGCUGAGGAAGUUGAAAAGUUUAAUAGCUUCUGCAAGAUUGGACAAUUUCAAUCCAAUGGCUCUCAUACCAUCGCAGCUCUCCGUUCAAAUACUUAUAAUAAAGAUCAGUGUGUGCAUAGUGCUGACACCAGGCCUAAACAUUUGUCUCCAGAUCCUGACUGUAGAAUAAGUGCCAAUAUAUGUGUUUCAGAUGUGGACAGUGUCCAGUCAUUAAAUCCUUCUGAAUCAGAAAGACAUGUCCAAGUACCAGGAAUUCUCUCAAACACCUUUAGUGAUAAGAAGUCAUACAACACCACUGAUAACAACUCUGAGAACACAUCUCAUGCUGGUAGUCAACAAAUGGCAGGAACUUGUAAAAGGCAAGACAAUUUAUAUUUAGAAAAUUCUAGCAGUUCUGACACAAAUAGUACAAUAUGUGAAAAAGGAACUUCAGAUCUUAAUGAGUGGCAUAAAAUGGGCCAAUAUUAUGCUCCAACAUCUGAAAUGGUGACUGUGGAAAAAGUUGUCUUGGGUGAAGAAUCUCAAAAAAACAGUCAUACUAAUUGCUGUGACUUCUCCAAACUGAGGAAAGACUGUGUAAAUCAGGGACACUUAAGAUACCAUUGCCUCCCAGAGUCAAAUGAUUCAGACAGUGACGAGACAUCUCCAGGGUCUAAUGUGGAUGUGAAAGACAGCUCUGAAGUUCUGGAGACAAUAGAUGUGACAGAGAUAUUGUGCUCGACCAGAGAACAACUAAAGUCUGGAUCUCUCACUUACUCAAAGACACGUCAGUUCCAGUGCUCUGUUCCAGAGUGUGAGAAGGCCUUCAGCCAGCGCGGGUCCUUGAAUAGACACAUGCGUUCACACCUGGGCAUUCGUCCUUACUCCUGUCCCCUCUGCACCAUGACUUUUUCCAGACAAUACAGGGUCAAUGAGCACAUGCGUGUCCACCAGAGGAGCUGUGAGGACCCACCUUAAUCCUUAUGUCCUUAAGUGAUACUGUACAUAAAAUUACUCCAUUAUUCAUAUUGGGUAUAUUCAGAGAAUUGCCAGAGUGUCCAACUCUGGUCCAAUAUUCUGUGAUGUACUGCAGAGUUGAACUAUUAUUUCUGGUUGUAACAUAUCCAGAUAAGCUCAAUUAGGCUUGGUAAUUACCUGUCUUGUUGGAGAGAAGGGUCAGAAGUAGUGUAGGAAUGUUCCUGUAGAUCUCCUUCCUGGUAACUGUCACAUUGAAGCACCCCAUCAUACUUGGCUUCCCGUGGAUGAAACUCCACAAUCCUCAGAUCUCCUGGAUGGACAAGGAAAUCACCUGCUGGUCAUCUUAUUGUCACUGCCACUGCAUCCAGGCAGCUCAGCUCGUCGUGACCUCAACUUCGGGGGAAAUCCCAGAGGACCAUACCCUCUCACGAUCCCAUCCAAUUACUUCGAUCUGAGGGAGGUUUUCAGUAAGGCCAAGGCCAACGGGUUACCCCUACACUGCUCCUAUGACUGCACUUUGAGCUGCUGCUGGAGCCACUCCUCCUUGCAACUGGAUUUACCCACUGACUGUAGCUGAACAGCAAGCCAUGGAGGAGUACAUCCAGGAGGCACUCCAGCAGAGGUACAUCCACCUGUCCAUGUCUCCCACCUCAGCUGGUUUCUUCUUCAUGUGGAAAAAAGGGGACAGCCUCAGACCCUGCACUGACUAUUGGGGAUUAAACCGAAUAACAGUCAAGUACUGGUACCCUCUGCCUCAAGUCCCUGGAGUCCUUGAGCAACUCACAAAAAUUUUCACAAGACUGGACCUCCACAGUGCAUACAACCUGGUGUGUAUCUGGGAGGGGGAUGAGUGGAAGACAGCAUUUAGCACUUCCUCUGGCCACUACAAGUAUUGUGUGAUGCCAUAUGGAGUCUCUUGCACUCAGUCUUCCAAUGCGUGUUAAAUGAUGUCCUGAGGGACAUGCUGGGGAAAUACAUCAUCGCUUAUAUCGAUGAUAUCCUGAUCUAUUCCCCUCCUAAACUCAAGUGUUCCACAUCUGUCAGGUCCUCCAGCACCUCAUGAAACACCAUCUGUAUAUCAAAGGUGAGAAGUGCGAGUUUCACCAGUGCACGAUCAUCAAUCAUCAGCCCAGACGGAGCAACCAUGGACCAGGCCAAGGUGGCAGCUGUCAUAGACUGGCCAACACCCAAGAUGGGCAAGGACCUGCAGCGAUUCCUCGGCUUCACUAAAUCCUACAGGCAUUUCAUCUGGGGCUUCAGCUUCAUAGCACAUCCCCUGACUUCACUCCUCAGGAAGGGGCCUAAGUGCCUGGACUGGAACCCCGUCACCGAGAAGGUCCUUAACCAGCUCAAAGGUGCAUUUACCACACCUCCCAUCCUCAAACACCCUGACCCUUCAUGGCCUUUCGUCAUCAAGGUAGAUGCCUCUGAGAUGGGGAUGGGAGCCAUCCUGUGCCAGUGGUUCAGAAAGAAGCCUAAACUUCAUCCUUUGGCUUCUCUAAGAAGUUAUCCCCAGCUGAACAGAAUUAUGACACUGGGAACUGGGAGCUACUGAUGGUGAAAUUAGCCCUUGAAGAGUGGUGCCACUGGCUGGAGCAGGCCACUCACACAUUCACAAUAUUCACAGAUGACAAAAACCUUGAGUACCUCAAGCCUGCAAAGUGCCUGAACCCCCAUCAAGCCCAGUGGUCCCUCUUCUUUGCCUGGUUCCAGUUCACCGUUUUCUACCAGCCCGGCUCCAAAAACAUGCAUGUAUGCAUGCCGCCCUCCCACGAGAGGGCAGCAAGGAGCUCAUUCUUCCUUUCUCCUGCUUCGUGGGUGCCACUGACUGGGAACUGGACCAGGCCAUCACUCGCACCCCUUAGCAGCAAAUUCCCAGUGCAUGUCCCCCAAACAAACAGUUUGUACUGGUUAAGCUGUGAGCCAGACUUAUCACGUGGGCACACACCUCCGUAGUGACGGGCCACCCAGGCAAACAAUGCACUUACCAUCUGAUGUGGAACAAAUACUGGUGGCCAAACAUGCAUGCGGACAUGCACCAUGUUGUCUCUACCUGUACAGCUUGUGCCCUAGCCAAAGUACCAUGAACUCUACUGGCAAGCUCCUGCCGCAGCCCACACCCCAAAGGCCCCACAUAGCGUCCGAUUUCAUCCCUGACCUGCCAGAAUCCCACAGUCAUCCUGGUUAUCAUCGACCACUUCUUUAAAUCACUGUACCUCAUCCCCCUGCCCAGCCUGCCCACAGCCUUCCCCACAGCUGAGCUCCUCUUCAGCCAUGUGUUCCGGUAUUUCAGGAUUCUGGAGGACAUUGUGAGCGACCAGGACCCUCAGUUCACCUCUCAAGUGUGGGCCAGCUUUAUGGAAAAACUGGGGUUAACCGUAAACCUGACCUCAGGUAUCACCCACAAGCCAACGGGCAGAUGGAGAGGGUGAACCAGGAGAUUGGCCGGUUUUUGUGUAUGUUCUGUGCAGAUAUCCAGGAGGAUUGGGCCCAAGUCCUGCCAUGGGCAGAAUAUGCCCAGAACUCACUGCUAUACUCAGCGCCCCCAACACGCAACUCACUCCCUCCCGAUGUGCACUUGGGUACCAGCCCCUCUGUUCCCCUGGAACACCUGCCCCACCCACUUGACAGCUGCAGACAAUUGGUUCUGGCAGAGCGAACAAGUAUGGGAAAGCACCAAACCAGUGUCUCAAACAGGUGGCCCAGACAAACAAAGACAACAAAGACCAGCACAGAGGAGAGACCCCCCUACCAGCUGGGAGACAGAGCCUGGCUUGCCACCAGAGACCUUUGACAACCCCAAACAUGUACAAAGUUAAGCCCCAGGUACAUCGGCCCCUUCAAUGUCCUUAAAAAGAUCAACAAGGUCACCUACAAGCUGGACCUCCCAUGACACUGCUGCAUAGACCUCUCAUUUCACAUCUCCAACCUGGGCCCCUAGCCACUAACCUCCCGCCCACCAUCCCAUCAGCCCCUCUCGACAACAAAAGGUCAACCUGCGUACCUGGUAAAAGCAAUAUUCAACUCCCAUAACAAGACUGGCUGGCUAGAGUACCUUACUGAGUGGGAGGGGUACAGACCAGAGGAACAAUGUUGGGUCCCAGCACACGACA